This is a messenger RNA of Wyeomyia smithii (pitcher-plant mosquito), 5532 nucleotides long. It is a transcript of the gene eya, whose product is annotated as developmental protein eyes absent. Gene Ontology annotation, biological process: positive regulation of DNA repair; cell differentiation; negative regulation of extrinsic apoptotic signaling pathway in absence of ligand. The record is from RefSeq and is a predicted model, not a curated record. The coding region runs from base 2397 to 4538 and encodes 713 amino acids. Gene Ontology annotation, cellular component: nucleus. The transcript has 8 exons. NCBI's taxonomy places the organism in Eukaryota, Metazoa, Arthropoda, Insecta, Diptera, Culicidae. Gene Ontology annotation, molecular function: protein tyrosine phosphatase activity.
CUGUCGGAGAGGAACGUCUUUUUUGUUUGCGCGCGGUUCGUUUCAUCGUCGAUGAAACACACACGUCAAGUAAGAGGAGAUCUUUUCGAAGAUUUCGAAUGUGCGCAAAAAAACGGGAACGAAAAUAAAAGAGCAGCAGCUUGCAAAAAGGCUGGAUCGAAGGUUUGGCAUGUAGAGUAUAGAGAAAAUUGUCAGCUUCUUGUUCGCUGGAGAUUUCAUUGAAUAGACCUUUUGGUAGUGUACCCGAGAAAAAAGGACCCGCAGGGCCUUGGAGUAAUCCCGUAGAACUCCUAGCUCGCACAAAAGGAGCGAUUCAAUUCAGCAAAAGCGAGAAAAGAUUCAAAUUACAACUUUUUUUUAUGUAAAGGAUCGAAUCCAAAGAAAAGGGAACACAAAAGUGCGAACAAGUAGAAAAGAAUUUCAUCGAUUCAAACAAGUUCGUGGAAAUUGCUCAAGUGACAAGCGAAACAAAUCAGGAAGGAGAUUACGCGCAUUAGUGAAUCAAAUGACCAAGCGAAGCAGUGAAAGGUGUGUGCGAUAAAGCUCGCGAAUUAAGGUGAUAAGUCAGUGAUUCGACAUAAGUCCGUUCCAACACGCCGCGUUAUGCAAUAAUCAGUUAUAAUAGUUUCGUUCUUACCGGACGCCCGUUGUGGACAGAGGAACAGAGCCAAGAAAAGCCGAUGAUGGAAAAGCUGCGACAAGUGGUGAAGGCGUGAAAAUCCUGUUGUCGGCAGAAGAAAGUAAUCUGCGACAAAAGUGGUGAUCAAACUGUAGUGCAAUUACAGCCUACCGAACACGCGGAAAACGUUAUUACCAGCCGCCCGCUCGCGUUUGUGUGAUAAUUUGUGCAAUUGGUGGGGCACAAAAGGUUUUGCAUUAACUCUGGGAUCCUUUUUGAACCGUGUAAGGUUUCCGACAAGUGUGCGUUUGUUUUUAACCGGCAGUGGGGGCACCGAGAAACCGCUUGAAACCGCCGGACCCCGAUUGAUGGAUUGUAUUCAUGUUGAAGUUGAGGGUGGAUAGCUGGGACGACUGCAAGCGGACGACGAAAGUUGAUAUGUGAGAGAGAAAAAGAAAUCGAGUUAGAAAAGCGUGUCGUCGUCGGACGAAUAAAACGUACUGUAGCACAUGUAAUUCGAACGUGUCAACAGCGGUAACCUGUUCCGGUGCGUGACUUUGCACCGUACUGCGUGCCGACCAAUGUCCGCCUUUACGAAACUCACUCCGACGUGCCACGAACUCAAGGAAGAAGCAUAAUCUAAUUUCAGUAGAAUUCGGUGCGAAAGUAUACAAAUUAGCGUAACAGUAAAGGCAAAUAAUUACUCGUGUAUGCCAUUAAUUCAGCACACUGGUACCUUUGGCCAUCGUCAUCGGAGAUAAAAAGGCGAAAUUUUAUCCAAACAGUUUGAAAAAUUCACGGGCGCCGGGAAAAGUUCGCGUAAACAGUCGAAUGACGACACAGUGCGAGUGAAAAGUGAUACACCCAACGGGUGGUCACCAGCCAAAAGCAGGAUAUGACCAAUUGCGGUGCGAAAAUUGCAUAAGAAUAAAUAGCACAAUUUAGCAGCAAUUAAAGCUGUUUCCGAGCCGCCGUCGGUGCAGAUAACCUAUAUUUGUUUGGUCCGAAUAACGCACCGAGUCAGCCGUUGCCGCUGGCAGAUCGUACUGUAACGUUUGAAAUUAACAAAACAGUUAACUUUUUGCAACGCGCAUUUAAACGAAUGUAAUUAAUAGCGAAUCUACGUUUCUUCCGUCCUCAGUGGAACAGUGGGCCGGUACCGACGGGUGCCGAUUUCUGCGGACGCGUGACGUCGUUUGAACAUUACGGUUCGCCUGUAGCCGCGUUUCAGAAUUUCGACUGGCGUUCAUCAGAUUCCAAGCCAACUGAAUUAACGAUAACGAUGAUACUCAAAGCUGCGUUACCAGAUAUAUGUGUGUGAAAUUUGUAUUGUGAUUAUAAAUCUUGCAUGAUAUAUCAUCAACGUCAAGCGCAAAGCGUUCCCUGACCGUCCUCUGGAAAUCAUGGGGCCAGAAAAUCUCGAAACAACCAACGAAGAGUGAGUAAUUGUGGGACAUAAAACUUGGAUGUUUUCGCGGUUUCCUUCGCCAAAGGCAUAAUCGAUCUUCGGAAAGCCGGAAAGAAGUGACAGAAAAGACAGUGCGCGACGACACUUAUCGUGAAACGGUUGCUUCGGAAGAUAAGGUCAUCCGCUGCCAAUUUGAAUUGUUCCUCUAAGAUGAAGUGAACGUUGAAUAAGAUGGAAUAGUGAUUGAGCACAGUGAAAGUUAAUGUUGUACACCUCGGCUCGUGCUAGAGCUAUGCUGGCUAUUCCCGGUUGUUUGUGCUACGUGCGGUAGGGCGGAAUUUCUCCUGCAAAUGUGAAUAACUGUAUGAAAUGGUGACAUUAAUGCCUUGUAGUUACAUAUCUGCGCCCCGGAUCUCCAUCAUUGAUAAAAUGAUAGAGAUAGAACCAAAGGGUAAAAGAUCACGCACUGAAGGACCAGAGCUAACAGAUAGGAGUCGAAAUUACAACUCCACGUCAGUAUCAAGUCUGAGCACCAGCACUUCGGCAGACAGCUGCUUGCCACCGGGUGGUUCCACGCUUCAUUAUCCGACGGCUUCACACACAACAGGAUCCUACCCGCUGCUGAACAAUAACUAUCGUCCUCUAGGUGGUUCUGCCAGUAUUUCCAGUGCAGCGCACAACGGAUUUAGUUUGCCGUACGCUUCCGCUGUAAGCCACGGUUCCUCGUCUGGGGGUAGUGUCGCCAGGUUAAACGGUGGCGUUACGUCGACAAUUACAUCUGCCGGUAGCAGCAGUGGCGGGACCGCAGCAAGCUCUUUGGAUGGAAUAUCAUCGUCUAGUGGAGUCACCAGCAGUGGCAUUAGCUUGAGUGGAACUAGUGCAUCAGCUGCAACACUGGGUCCGUCCGAGCUGGGAAUGUCUCACUGGCUGACUGACGGUACAGUCAAGUCUGAAAUUCGAAGUCCCGGAUUAGACGCGUCUAUUUCGUCUGGAAAUCUUCCUGUUGGCGCAACUCACCUAGACAGCUCACUCUUCUGCGCAAACCCUAACAAUCUGGACGCCCUUCAAAGUUCCGCCAACUCGUACGACAAAUCCGAGUACUAUUCCUACACCUACAACAUGCAGCAAUACGCACCUUUUACUUACUCGUCCUACGGUUCACCGUAUCAGGCACGAAGUUCGUCGAAAAUACCUUCACCAAAUACAUAUCUUCCGUCCAGCUAUGCAGCCGCGGCCGCGAACAACAAUUCGGCACAAAUCUACUCGUCCUACGGGUAUAACAAUUUCGCUCAGUUCGGUACUAGCCAACAGGACUACUACAACUACAACGAUCCAACGUACUCGCCAUACUACCAGACUGCAACCUAUCCACCGUACGUCAGCUCACCUGGCUCGAGUGGGAGUCAAAGUUUCCAUGUGGCAGCGGGUUUAUCAGCGGAGAGUCCCUCCGAAGUACAUUCGGCCGCUACUCCCACCAUGCUAGCUCAUUCUCAUUCACCGCAAUCCCCGCUGUCUAUUUCACCCACCAUUCAUGGUGGAUCUACAGCUGCCGUAGCAGCGGCAGCUGCGGCCGCAGCCAAAACGACCCCCACCGGGAAACCGGGUAGAGCACGUGGACGUCGGCACGCGAAUCCCAGCCCAACGAGAAGUUCCACCUCCGAGCCGGGCGUGACGGAAAAAGCACCGGAGCGGAUUUUCGUUUGGGACCUGGACGAAACAAUUAUCAUCUUCCACUCGUUGCUGACCGGAACGUAUGCGGCCAAGUAUAAUAAGAGUCGAGACCACCACGUUCAGCUGGGCUACCGAAUGGAGGAGCUUAUCUUCACUAUGUCCGACGCAUUUUUCUUCUUCAAUGAUCUGGAAGAGUGCGACCAGGUACAUAUCGACGACGUGUCCUCCGACGACAAUGGACAGGAUUUGAGCAAUUAUAACUUCUCCGCCGAUGGUUUCCACACCGGAACGGCCCAAGGAGCUCCACCUAAUAUUUGCCUUCCUAAUGGCGUCCGCGGAGGCGUCGACUGGAUGCGAAAGCUGGCAUUUCGCUAUCGGAAAAUUAAGGACACCUACAACACCUACCGAAAUAAUGUGGGCGGUUUGCUAGGACCCCAGAAGCGUGAGCACUGGCUGCAGGUACGGUCGGAUAUUGACUUCGAGACGGACAGCUGGCACAGCCUAACGUUGAAGUGUUUGAACAUGAUCGCCCAGAGGGAAAACUGCGUUAAUGUACUGGUGACUACGACGCAGCUGGUUCCGGCGUUGGCCAAGGUUCUGCUGUACGGUUUGGGGCAGAUCUUUCCCAUAGAGAAUAUUUAUAGUGCAAAUAAAAUAGGUAAGGAAUCCUGCUUCGAACGAAUAGUAACCAGGUUCGGUCGCAAGAGCACGUACGUCGUCGUAGGUGACGGCCAGGAUGAGGAAAGCGCUGCCAAAAAUCUUAACUUUCCCUUCUGGCGGAUAUCCAGCCACAGCGACAUCCGGUCGCUGCAUACGGCCUUGGAAAUGGGAUUCUUAUGAAGAUGCUCAGCACCGUCCAGUCAUCGGUUUCCGUGUUGCCGUCAUGCCGCAGUUCCUCCGCUGUGGAGCUCCGUUGUGGUGACCAACACCGUAAGGUCAUCACGGUCUUGCUGUGAAUGCGUAGAAAGAUAGGAGAGAUCUAGUGAAAUUCUACAGUCUAGCUUUAUCGAGGAGAGAAAGAUAAGCACCGAAAGACAUUUGUUCCAUUUAUUGAAUGUAGCGUCUAAGUCUCAAAUUAUGUAAAUUCGUAUAGAGGAUUAACAUUGCACGCCGUGUAUCAGAAUCAAACCAAAACGACAUAUUCUCGCAAGAUCGCACAGCCAGUUUUAUUCGUCUCGCCAAAUGCCGGUCUAAUUUUUCUGCAAAAUGUACCAUAGCUAGUGAACCUUUUGUAAAGACUAUAUAUUUUUUAUUUUCUAGUGAAUAGAAACUGCAUUUAUCAAAUGCUCAAACAAUCGUACACUAUUUGUUCGUCUCCCAGUGGCAUGUAAAAUUUAAGUUGUGCAAAGGAAUCAAAUGUGAAAUAAAUUGUAAGUAUUUUUCGUAUUAAAACAUUUCCAUGAGCACAGCAAUUAUAUUACUGUCGAUUUGUAAAAACAAGGCAAAAAAAGUAGUUUUCUUGCGCCUUCGUCUCAGCAAACAAGUUUAUUAUUGUUUAAUGGGGCUCUAGGAAUGUCGCGGAUAGUUGCUUUAAAGUUAAAUAUAUUUCAAAAAGGUAAAUAUCAACUAUUUAGUCAAUAUCGAAAUUUCUAUUCACAGCGAUAGAAACCCAACGGUUAUUAAAAUAUAUCAAAUGAUCGGUACGAAUAGAAUGUGAACUUUUCAAACUAUUGUGUUAUAGACAUUACUAAGGCACCUGUAAAUAGAGUAUCAUGUAAGAUUAAGAAUCAAAUCAAAAUACGACUAUUAGCCGCUAUAAUAAUGGUUGCAAAUUAAUUCUUCUGUAAAGAGAUACUGGAACAAGCAGGUAUUUAUGAGCCAAUAAAUAAACAAC